Hevea brasiliensis (rubber tree) is the source of this 1365-nucleotide messenger RNA. Its product is annotated as transcription factor MYB1R1. The transcript is spliced from 3 exons. The coding region runs from base 189 to 1136 and encodes 315 amino acids. Gene Ontology annotation, molecular function: DNA binding. Lineage: Eukaryota; Viridiplantae; Streptophyta; Magnoliopsida; Malpighiales; Euphorbiaceae. The record is from RefSeq and is a predicted model, not a curated record. Gene Ontology annotation, biological process: response to auxin; response to gibberellin; response to ethylene.
GACGCUGCCCGUUUCCAGCUCUAUCAAAAUUUCCUUUCAUUUGUAUUUCCUUUAUUAUUUCUUUUCCUCAUCCUCUGCCCUCUUGACAAUUGUACGGUCACGGGUCGCAUAUUCCUCCGCACCCAUCCAUCUCAAAAAACGACGACCGUCCAUCAAAAGAAAAGCGAUUCUUCGUUAAUUGUUGAGAUAUGGCUGGGACGUGCACCCCCGGUGGCGGCGCUGCUGGUGGAGGAGCCGGUGAGAUCAUGCUGUUUGGUGUCAGAGUGGUGGUUGAUUCUAUGAGGAAAAGUGUCAGUUUGAACAACUUGUCGCAGUACGAGCAGCCUCCAGAGUUGAAUAAAUCUAACAGUAGUAAGGAUGGAAGCACUAAUAAUAACAAUAACAGCAGCAGCAGGGAGGAUGUGGCUGCUGCUGCUGGUUACGCAUCUGCAGAGGAUGCCGCUCCUCACUCUUCCGGUAGUCGCGGCGAGCGCAAGCGAGGAGUUCCAUGGACAGAGGAGGAGCACAAGCUGUUCCUUUUAGGAUUGCAGAAAGUAGGGAAAGGAGAUUGGAGAGGAAUUUCUCGCAAUUUUGUCAAGACUCGAACUCCAACGCAGGUCGCAAGCCAUGCUCAAAAGUAUUUUCUUCGCCGAAGUAAUCUCAAUCGCCGCCGACGCCGAUCUAGCCUCUUUGAUAUCACCACUGAUGCGGUAUCGGCAUUUCCAGUGGAGGAAGAUCAAGCUCAUUGUCAAGACAACAAGAAAAAACCACCUCAAUUGCAUCCAUUGCCACCUCCUCCGCUACCUGAAAUGAGCAAUGUCAACAAUUUCGAUAUGAUGCCGGCUUUCCCUAUGAUCACCAAUCCUGUUGUAUUGCCUGUCCCAAUUGAGAGUCCAAUGGAAAACUUUUCAAUGGGACAGGGCAAUCCGGCCACUAACCCCUCAGCAAAUCUCAUCCGACCAAUUCCUGUCCUCCUAACCCCUCAUACUUCUGAAAUAUCUGAUUUUAACUUAAAUUUGAAGUCAACCGUGGACCUGCCGCCGUUGUCACUCAAGCUGUCUUUACUCUCUGAUCAGAGGGAAUCAUCACCAAGGCCUUCAGCAUUUCAGGUGAUGCCGAGCUCCAACAAUGGAGAUAGCAUCAUCAGUGUUGCUUAAGCAUAAUAACGUUGCAAAUGUGGAGGCGAGUGCAUUGGUUAGAUGGUAUGAAUUAGAGAAGAUAAAAAGUAAAUUAGAUGAGUGGAAAAUUAAUCCUUUCUUUCAUGUACAGACCAGAAAUGGAAUUGCCAUCUCAUUUCUUGUUGGUUAAUGCUAUUAAGUUAGGUUCUUGUUCUUUUCUUUGUAAUUUGAUAUGGCUGGAAAAAAAUAAGUCCAAGUACUCUGUUUA